CAAAAUCAAACGUUGAAAUAUGGACGAGAGUGGGCUGGGCGGAGGAGACGGGGCAGAGUUGGCCGCUCUUCAUGAGCUCAAGCCCCGGACGCAGACCAGCCGCUGCUCGGCUGCCUAAACACACUGGCCAACCUCCAUUUCCCAUCACGCCCUCCACCCACCGUGCGUCCGCGUUGCGUUCGCCUUCGCGGUGGAGGGUGUUUUGGUCAUUGUGUUACACCGGAGCAGGUCAACCCGUACGGCGAUAUCCCGGGGGUCGGCUCGACGCGGGGCGAGGCGACGGACGGGGCGGGCCGGACGAGAUGAGGACCUCGGGAAACGAUCUCGGCCGUCCGUCCAUCCGCCGGAACGCGGCUGCGGGCGGACCGUCCCUACCCGGGAUCCACGGCCGUCACGCCAAACCCUUCCCCUCCCUCCUUUCUCCCUAUUUCCUUCUCGCCGACGCGGCGACGCACGUGGGAGACGCCGAGUUCCGGAGACCUAGGCGCGUGAGCGACGCUGCUACGCAACAUCCGGGCAGCUACCGACGGGGUCGGUUUCCGAGCGCCUGAGGGCCCCCUAGCCUGCGACGGUUUUAAUAUCCGGCCUCAGAUUUGGCCGCGGUUAGGGCUCCCUGAGAGAGAAGAACAGGUGUUCCGGGCUCAGGGGAAGGAGCGUGCGCCAGAGGGACGGGGAGAGAGGAGAUGGAGGAGGGGGAGGCGGCCGGAGGAACGCCGGGAAGCGGCCGGAUGCCCGGGGGGCGGGAGGAUUGCUGGAGCGAGGGGGCGACUCUCGCGCUAAUCAAGGCCUGGGGCGACCGCUACCUGGAGCUCAACCGGGGGAACCUGAAGCAGAAGCACUGGCAGGAGGUCGCCGAGGCCGUCAACGAGCGGACGGGAGGCGGCCGCGCCAGGAAGACGGACAUCCAGUGCAAGAACCGGAUGGACACGCUCAAGAAGAAGUACAAGGUCGAGAGGGCUAGGGUUUCGGCCACGAACGGCGCGUUCGUGAGCAAGUGGCCCUACUACGUCCGGAUCGAUGGCCUGAUCGGCCCCGCCGCGUCCUCGAAGAAGGGGUCGCCGGUGCGAGUGCCGAAGUCCGAGCCGCCUAUGGCCUUGCCGUUGACUUACCGUACCGCGUCUGUGCCCGUGGUAGCGGUGAGGGCGGCGGCAGCGGCCGCCGCCGGCAGGGAGAAGCGACCGGCAGAAGAUGAUUACGUUUUACGGAGGAUCCCUGGGUCGGACACGCAGUCGGGAUCAUCGAGGUCGAAGACGAGCCCAGAUAGCGCAGAAAGCUCGCGGGAGAGCCGGGAAAGGGGUGGUGGUAGGGGAGGGAGCGGGAGCGGGAACGGGAACGUGAACGUGAACGUGAACGGUAGCGCUAGCGGUAGCGGCGGAGGGCUUCGUGAGCUUGCGAGGGCGAUUAUGAGGUUCGGCGAGAUAUACGAGAAGGUGGAGGCGGCGAAGCAGAGGCAGAUGAUGGAUCUGGAGAGGCAGAGGAUGGAGUUCGUCAAGGGGUUGGAGUUCCAGAGGAUGCAGAUCUUUAUGGAUUCGCAGGUAGAGCUCGCGAAGUUGAAGAAGGCUAAGCGUGCCAGUGCAGAGGGUUAUUUGUAGUUAGCUGUAGUGAUGCAGACAACCAUCAUUUUAUGCAACCUGCGGCCAAAGGCAUUAUUAUGGUGCAUGUAGACGCUUCUGGAAAGGAUGCAGAAAGCUUAUAGUGAGGCGACUUGUUCAAAAAACAAUUUGAGCUGAGCUUCUAGUGCCGGAAAUCUAAUUUUCAUGGGAGUUGUACAUUACAAUAUUAUUAAUAUAAAAUGAGCGGUUAUGUUCCCUGCA
Molecule: messenger RNA, 1814 nt
Organism: Nymphaea colorata (pocket water lily)
Lineage: Eukaryota; Viridiplantae; Streptophyta; Magnoliopsida; Nymphaeales; Nymphaeaceae
Product: trihelix transcription factor ENAP1-like
Exons: 2
Coding region: 684-1592 (302 amino acids)
Cellular component (GO): nucleus
Molecular function (GO): transcription cis-regulatory region binding
Source: RefSeq, a predicted model, not a curated record